Messenger RNA from Melampsora larici-populina 98AG31, 588 nucleotides. RefSeq lists its product as uncharacterized. The record is from RefSeq and is a predicted model, not a curated record. Lineage: Eukaryota; Fungi; Basidiomycota; Pucciniomycetes; Pucciniales; Melampsoraceae. The transcript is spliced from 3 exons. The coding region runs from base 1 to 588 and encodes 195 amino acids.
AUGUCAGACGAUAUAAGAGCCGAAACCAUUGGUGAUGGAAUCCGGGAAACCGAGGCUGGCAGGGCUAUACCUGACCAACUAGUCAACCUGCAACCCAGAGGACCACCACCGGGUUCGAAAAACGCCAAUUCGCCUCAGAAAACAGUAGAGGAAGAGGAGGUGGAAGAGGUGGAAACGGCUGGCGAGGAAGGGCCAAGGUGCACAAGAACAAUAACUGGGGCAACCGGGGUGUACCGAACCAGGCAGCGAACACAGGCCCCUUUUUCGGUAACCACAAUGGGGGGACCUAUGGAGGGUACCAACCUUUCCAGCAGACGUUCCAACUGGCUCAACACAACUCCAAUCCCUUCAGGCCUUUCGGUUUCCCAAACCAUAGCCAAGCCUACGGGAACACGUGGCAGGACCAAGGACAACAAGGCGGAGCGCAGUUUGUCAGUAACUACCCGAACGGAGAGGGAAUGUCGAGUUCGAAAGGAGGGACGAAUGUGGGAGGAGGCAAGAAUGCAAACGGACCAAAAUCCAGCUGAGACCGGUAGCUUUGAUUGUAAUCCUAAAGGGAAGCCGUCAUAUGUCGGGAAGCAGAAAUGA